This is a messenger RNA of Ilyonectria robusta, 1408 nucleotides long. RefSeq lists its product as uncharacterized. The record is from RefSeq and is a predicted model, not a curated record. Bases 410 to 1381 code for a protein of 323 amino acids. Gene Ontology annotation, molecular function: protein dimerization activity. Lineage: Eukaryota; Fungi; Ascomycota; Sordariomycetes; Hypocreales; Nectriaceae. The transcript is spliced from 3 exons.
CUUUAGCCAGUAUUUGAGAAUGGGCAACUAGGACGUUUGAAGGCAGGUCCAUAUACGGAGUAUUUGUGGUCGAAAUGCCCAAGAAGGGUCUAGCUCGACUCGCCCGCCAAACAUGUCGAUUUUACAGCCCAGGCGUGGAAUGGCAACACCACUAGUCAUGCUGUAACAGCCCAUAUGGAUGGUCUAGACCCGACUAACCUACCCUGGAUUAGAAUUCGGGCGUAGUGGAUAAAAUCUCUUGGAUCGGCGAUCGCCCACCAGUGAUUAAGAGGUCAGCGAAGCCAACAUUAUGGGAGGGCUUUUCCUGGUGCUUCUUUACUGAGAUUUGGCUGCCUGCAAAUGCCGUCACCAGAUUCACAAGACUUUUUGUACCAGCUUUCAGCCUCGAAGACUAGUAUUUUGAGUCAAUAUGUCCCUUGCCACAACUACUGCCAACGACUGUAGGCUUGAGAACAAAAUGGACGAGAUUCCGAUAUCCGACAUUCAUCAAAUUUUUGAUGGAAGUGCAUACCCGAGCACCGGGAUCCAUUCCCCACUCCGGAAUAGCACUGAUGGCGAAUUUACUAAUCUGACCCCUCCAUUUAUAGAAGCGCCUGGAGACUGGCACGAUCAGUUCUGGAUAUCACCCUCUAUGACUGAUUCGACGGAUCCCUGGUCAAUUAAUACACCGAUUUCUUCUAUAUCACCGUUUGCGAUACCGCUUAUCUUCGAUUUUGAGGUCGUUAAUGCUUCCUGGGAUAUACCACCUAUUCCCAACUUCUGGGGUAAAACUGACAGUCGUACGCCUUCUGCAACACCUUCAACAACUACAGGGAAAGACUUAUUAUCUACCUACACUCUGAAACCCCAAGAAAAUAAAAGAAAGAAGUCCGCGAAAGCGGCGAUCGCGGAACAGCCGCUUGGCAACCCGGCAAAUAGCGACAUUAAUGAAGGCGGACACACCAGUGGUCUUCAACUACGGACUGCCUCAAGGAAGCCUAAAAAGAGAUCCCGAAAGAAAACCCGGGAAGCAUCUUUGCGAUCAUCACCCAAAGAGUGUACGCAUCAGCGACGACGUGCUCUAGAUUCUCACAACCAGGUCGAGAAGCAGUAUCGCGAGAGACUGAACAUGCAGUACAUGAGCCUGCUCACCGUGCUACCUGCUGACCUUGACCGGAAAUCUAUAGUGGCUCACGCUACUGAAGCAUCCGAUGACACCGGGGGCAGAGAUACCGGAGGAGGCAGGGUUUGCAGUGAUAGUAUCAGCAAGGGCGAGGUUUUGGAUAUGGCUAGGAUGUACAUCGAGAAAAUGGAGAGGGAGGGGGGGCUGCUACUCCAGGAAAGGGAUAGACUGUUGUCCAGCGCGGACCUGAUACAAGCACGGUGGAUUAGAUUUACUUGAUAAAGGCUCUUUAUUUCUUCUUUUCAA